Hyla sarda is the source of this 1002-nucleotide messenger RNA. RefSeq names its product olfactory receptor 6N1-like. Gene Ontology annotation, biological process: G protein-coupled receptor signaling pathway. Lineage: Eukaryota; Metazoa; Chordata; Amphibia; Anura; Hylidae. The annotation marks the transcript as partial. Gene Ontology annotation, molecular function: G protein-coupled receptor activity; olfactory receptor activity. The transcript has a single exon. The record is from RefSeq and is a predicted model, not a curated record. Gene Ontology annotation, cellular component: membrane.
UUUGAACCAAUCCCCAUCAAGCACUUUCUAUUAACAUUUUUAUAUUAUAUUAUAGCCAACCUAAUAUCUCCUAAUCUGACCACAACUCAUGUAACCGAAUUCAUCAUUUUUGGCUUCCCGAGUCUUCAGAAGUAUCCGAUUCUGCUCUUCUUUGUGUUUCUCUUUAUAUACCUGUUCACCAUCACUGGUAAUGGAAGCAUCUUCUAUUUAGUUGUAGUUGAUCGUCGGCUCCAUACUCCUAUGUAUUUCUUUGUCAGUAAUUUGGCUUUUCUCGAUUUAAGCUACGCAACAGUGACCAUCCCGAAGAUGUUGGCCAAGUUCUCGAUGAACCUUGACACCAUUUCUUUUACAGCCUGCUUUGGUCAGAUGUAUAUUUUUGAGUCUUUAGUAGCCACAGAAUGUUUACUUCUAACUGUAAUGGCUUAUGACCGAUAUGUUGCCAUAUGUUCUCCUCUAUAUUAUUUAUCCAUCAUGACUAGGAGACAGUAUCUACUGUUGAUGGCUAUGGCGUGGUCCGGUGGCUUUCUUGUUCCACUAACAGGCCUAAUAUUAGCCUUAAAGUUGCCAUUUUGUGGUCCUAAUAUCAUCCAUCAUUACUACUGUGACCAUCCACCAUUGUUGCAGUUGGCCUGUGCCGAUACCUCCUUCAACGUAGCAGUCGGCUCCUCCAUCAGUGCUUGCGGUCUUCUAAUAACAUUUAUCUUAGUGGUCAUUUCUUAUGUUAAAAUUGUAUUAACCAUCUCCACAAUGAAUUCCAAAGAAGGACGUAAGAAGACGUUUUCCACGUGUGCCUCGCACUUUGUCGUGGUCAGUAUCUUCUUCUUACCACUUAUCUUCAUGUAUGUCCGGCCACAGGCUUCCUACUCCUCAGAAGUGGACUCUCUGGUGGCCUUACUAUACACAGUAUUAACACCUAUGAUGAAUCCGCUUAUAUACAGCCUCAGGAACAAGGACAUUAAAGAAGCUUUCAAGAAGAAAAUCAACUUUAAAAUAAAAGAAUAG